AUGGCGUCUGUAGCUUCUUCAACUACUCUCAUCUCCUCCCCUAGGGUUUUCCCUGCCAAGUCUUCGUCGCUUGCAUCCCCUCCCUCCGUCUCUUUCCUUCGAAACGUAUCUUCUCCUUCCGCAUCGGCUGCUCUCCGGUCUGGGUUUGCUCAACGCUCUUCCCUCAGCUCAGUCCGCUCCAAUUCUCGCAGGAGCUUCGCUGUCAAGGCCCUGGGCGAUGAUCUUCCAUUGGUUGGAAACAAGGCACCUGAUUUUGAGGCGGAGGCUGUGUUCGAUCAGGAGUUCAUCAAGGUUAAGCUCUCUGAGUACAUUGGGAAGAAGUAUGUGAUUCUCUUCUUCUACCCAUUGGAUUUCACUUUCGUCUGCCCAACAGAGAUUACUGCCUUCAGUGACCGACAUGAAGAGUUUGCGAAGUUGAACACUGAAAUAUUAGGUGUCUCUGUCGAUAGUGUGUUCUCGCAUCUUGCGUGGGUCCAAACAGACAGAAAAUCUGGAGGGCUUGGUGAUCUCAACUAUCCCCUUAUAUCAGAUGUCACUAAAUCAAUCUCAAAAUCUUUUGGAGUGCUCAUCCAUGACCAGGGAAUAGCACUGAGAGGGCUUUUCAUUAUUGACAAGGAAGGAGUGAUCCAACAUUCCACCAUCAACAAUCUUGGCAUUGGACGUAGCGUUGAUGAGACUAUGAGAACUCUCCAGGCCUUACAGUACAUUCAGGAAAACCCCGAUGAGGUCUGUCCGGCGGGAUGGAAACCAGGUGAGAAGUCGAUGAAACCCGACCCCAAGCUCAGCAAAGAGUACUUCUCUGCUAUUUAG
This is a messenger RNA of Microthlaspi erraticum, 810 nucleotides long. Lineage: Eukaryota; Viridiplantae; Streptophyta; Magnoliopsida; Brassicales; Brassicaceae. The record is from the annotation of a GenBank genome assembly.